UUGUUAAAUGGAUAAACUCUUGGAGUGAAUUUUUAAAGCCAGUACGUGAUAAUGAGCUAGCUUUUAGUUCAAUUAAUAUAAAUGAAAUUCAAGGUCAGGGAUUGUUUACUCUAGACAAGUGUGUAAUAGGUGGUCAUGACACUUGACUUCAGAUGGUCUGGGUUACAGUUGGUCUGUGGCCCAGGAGGAAGGUGGUUCUGAGCUCCCUGGUGUUUACCAGGCUGCAGGGGCAAUGCAGGCAGACUUCAGUUAUAAGAGAGGCGAAACUUCUCUGUCUCUAGCCCCACAUGUGCCCAGCACUAUACCAGACACUGUUGCAGCCAGGGAGGAGAGGAGGACAUAGAAGAAAUGGAGAGAAGGAUGCAUUUCAGGAAGUUAUCUUCAAGGAAUACACAUCUAGCUGGGGGGGGCUCCCUGGAAGACAAGGUAAUGAGGAGUCCAUAAUAGCCAGAGAAAAGGCUGGAAAAGUGAUCCAAGACGGCUUCCUGGACGGGAAGGUAACUGAACAGAAGCAGAAUUCAGGACGAAGUGAAGGGGUUAUCCUGAGAAGUCAGAAGAUAGGGAACUAGGAAGGCACUGGCCUCAGUGCUAUGCCACGCAUCCUUUAAGGUCUGUCUUGAUCAGAGUCCCUCUGCAAGCUCGGUGCUUUCACAGUUUAACUGUGCUAGAUACACUUGGGAAGUUACUCGCAGGCCCCAAAGUUGAACCCAGGGUGUGUGACACGUCAUGUGGUCCAACGAUUUGGCCACUAGAUCAUGUUUUCUAUUUAUUUAUCUGAUCCCGAAUAACAAGCUGGGAAGUUCUGCUUCACGGGGGUGGCGUAAGUGAUGGAAGUGAGAACUGUGUUUCCUAAGCCUCGUGUCCGGCCCCAUGGUCUGACAAGCGGGAGUGAUCUUGGACAACAGGGAGAAUUUUGCAACUGUCUGGGAAAUGUUGAUGGGUGAAUGAUGAGAAGUGAGGUGACUCUGGCCCUGGCCUCGGGUGGGGAAAACACCGGCUGGCCGCUGCGGGCCUUUCCCCGUCCCUGCCCACCUGACUCAGUUGCUUUGGGAAGUCCCCUUUGCUCCGGCUCCAGCUGGGCUGGAGCAAGCCUGGCAAAUGUGCUCCCUCCCUCCCUCCCUCCCUCCUGGCUCCAGUGCUUGGGCCCGGCUGUCAUUACACUCACUCUGCGCUCAGCAUGGGGCUAAAUAAGCCAUUCCCUGUCUGUGCCGCCUGCCUGGGGCCCUGACCACCCGUCUGCCUCAUAACCUCCUCCCACAGGCGCUGGUACACACAAUGGGGGCUCAGUAAAUAUUAGUUGGUGAACAGCAGGCUCAGGGUUCUAUAUUUGUUCCCUGCUUCUGGAUCACCACUGAGUUUCUCUUUUUUAUUAUUAUUUUUCUUAGUUUUCCCAUCCUGUGCUUCCCAGCAGAGCGAAGUUUCACAGGGAGAGUGAGUGGGCUCUGCUGGCUGCCCUCCUGCGCUGUCUGGAAAUUUCCCACCCUGGGUGGGCUUUGACUGUGCCAAGGCUUGAGGCGAAGUUCCUGGGAGCCGGAGCUGGAAGAGGAGAACGCAUCCUUUUAGGGCUCAUUUAGUCACCAUGAAGCUGCUGCACCCGGCCUUCCACAGCUGCCUCCUGCUGACCCUGCUCGGCUUAUGGACACCCAGUCCCGAGGCUCACGCUUCGUCCCCAGGCACGCCCACUCUCAGCGCUGCCUCCUUCCUGCAGGAUCUGAUGCGUCGCUAUGGCGAGGGUGACAGUCUCACUCUGCAGCAGCUGAAGGCCCUGCUCAACCACCUGGAUGUGGGGGUGGGCCGGGGUAAUGUCACCCAGCACGUGCAGGGACACAGGAACCUCUCCACGUGCUUUAGUUCUGGAGACCUCUUUGCUGCCCACAAUUUCAGCGAGCAGUUGCGGAUUGGGAGCAGCGAGCUCCAGGAGUUCUGCCCCACCAUCCUCCAGCAGCUGGAUUCCCGGGCCUGCACUUCAGAGAACCAGGAAAAUGAGGAGAAUGAGCAGACGGAGGAGGGGCGGCCGAGCGCUGUCGAAGUGUGGGGAUACGGUCUCCUCUGCGUGACCGUCAUCUCCCUCUGCUCCCUCAUGGGGGCCAGCGUGGUGCCCUUCAUGAAGAAGACCUUUUACAAGAGGCUGCUGCUCUACUUCAUAGCUCUAGCGAUUGGAACCCUCUACUCCAACGCCCUCUUCCAGCUCAUCCCGGAGGCUUUUGGUUUCAACCCUCUAGAAGAUUAUUAUGUCUCCAAGUCUGCAGUGGUGUUUGGGGGCUUUUAUCUUUUCUUUUUCACAGAGAAGAUCUUGAAGAUUCUUCUUAAGCAGAAAAAUGAGCAUCACCACGGACACAGCCAUUAUGCCUCCGAGACGCUUCCCUCCAAGAAGGACCAGGAAGAGGGGGUGAUGGAGAAGCUGCAGAACGGGGACCUAGACCACAUGAUUCCUCAGCACUGCAACAGCGAGCUGGACGGCAAGGCGCCUGUGGUGGAUGAGAAGGUCGUUGUGGGCUCUCUCUCUGUGCAGGACCUGCAGGCGUCCCAGAGUGCUUGCUACUGGCUGAAAGGUGUCCGCUAUUCUGACAUCGGCACUCUGGCCUGGAUGAUCACACUGAGCGACGGCCUCCACAAUUUCAUCGACGGCCUGGCCAUCGGUGCCUCCUUCACUGUGUCAGUUUUCCAGGGCAUCAGCACCUCGGUGGCCAUCCUCUGUGAGGAGUUCCCACACGAACUGGGAGACUUUGUCAUCCUGCUCAACGCUGGGAUGAGCAUCCAACAGGCUCUCUUCUUCAACUUCCUUUCUGCCUGCUGCUGCUACCUGGGUCUGGCCUUUGGCAUCCUGGCCGGCAGCCACUUCUCUGCCAACUGGAUUUUUGCGCUGGCUGGAGGAAUGUUCUUGUAUAUUUCUUUGGCUGAUAUGUUCCCUGAGAUGAAUGAGGUCUGCCAAGAGGAUGAAAGGAAGGGCAGCAUCUUGAUUCCCUUUGUCAUCCAGAACCUGGGCCUCUUGACUGGAUUCACCAUCAUGUUGGUCCUCACCAUGUAUUCAGGACAGAUCCAGAUUGGGUAGGGCCCUGCCAAGAGCCUGUGGGACCGGAAGUCGGGCCCUGGGCUGCCCGAUCCCCAGCCCGAGGACUCAGCGUCCCAAAAGCACCACAGAAGAGGCCGUUCCAUUCAAAACUGACACAGACUGUAUUCCUGCAUUCAAAUGUCAGCCGUCUGUAAAUGCUCGAUCCUAGGAAUAAGCUGCCCUGGUAACCAGCCUCUAGCUAGUGCCUCUUGCCCUCUCCUCACCUCCUUUUCUCUCAGUGACUCUGGAACCUGAAUGCAGCUUGUAAGACAAGCCUGACUUUUUUCUCUUAUUACCUAGGCCUCCUUCUCUUGGAACCAGUGCUUAAAGGGUUUGAAUCCUUUACCCAACAAUGCAGAAAUAGAGCUGGUGGUUAUAACUUGGCUAGAAA
This is a messenger RNA of Sapajus apella (tufted capuchin), 3443 nucleotides long. It is a transcript of the gene SLC39A14, whose product is annotated as solute carrier family 39 member 14. Lineage: Eukaryota; Metazoa; Chordata; Mammalia; Primates; Cebidae. Bases 1580 to 3052 code for a protein of 490 amino acids. The transcript is spliced from 9 exons. Gene Ontology annotation, cellular component: membrane. Gene Ontology annotation, molecular function: zinc ion transmembrane transporter activity. The record is from RefSeq and is a predicted model, not a curated record. Gene Ontology annotation, biological process: intracellular zinc ion homeostasis; zinc ion import across plasma membrane.